Molecule: messenger RNA, 3823 nt
Organism: Seriola aureovittata
Lineage: Eukaryota; Metazoa; Chordata; Actinopteri; Carangiformes; Carangidae
Gene: lnx1
Product: ligand of numb-protein X 1
Exons: 12
Coding region: 623-2974 (783 amino acids)
Biological process (GO): ubiquitin-dependent protein catabolic process
Cellular component (GO): cytoplasm
Molecular function (GO): ubiquitin-protein transferase activity; protein binding
Source: RefSeq, a predicted model, not a curated record
GGAAGAACAGCGGAUACAAAUCGCUCGGUCGUCUGUUUUGGACUUUUCAGGACGAUAUUGAUUAAGCUGGAAUACUUUUAUAAGGAACCCUUUUGAUUUCUGUGACCCGUGGACCCUUACGGACUAAAGGAAUAUAAAUAACGGAGGAAUGGAGGGAGAACCGGAGUUCUACAAGUCUAAACGGAAAUUCCAGUUUCUCCCGAACUCCCAGAGCAGGUUUGGGCAGUUCUCUUGUUUACCUUUUCACUGGCUCCGCCCCCUCUGCGCUGCCACUUCCUGAUCACCUUGGCCUGUUGGAGGUGAGCUGGUUCUGAGCUCACACAGGAGCAGCCUUCCCCUGCUUUGGGUUGGAGAAUCCCCCAGAGACCGGCAGCCAGAUAAAAUUUCUUCACUUGAAGACCGGCAGCCAAUCGGAGGCCUCCGUGUCUGGGACAAAGUCCUCUUUACUGAGUCAUUUAACUCUCCUUUCCUUCCCCUCCACCCCCUCUCGGAAUGGUUUAAUGUUACACCCUCUGCAAGGCUUUACCUGUCCAGGUGAAAUGCACUGUUGAAAGCGAACACUGCUCAUGAAGUCAUAUGUAAUGACCUCCUCACCGGAUCCUACAACACAUGCUGAGUCCAAAUGAGUAUCCAGGAGGAGAGUUUACAGCCUGAAGGCGCCAUGGCGAUGGCCGAAGCAUCGGCGCCACCUCUUUCCCCCUCAGACUAUGGACUACUGUCUCCGCCUCCUGACCUUUGUGCGGCGUGUGGCCACAGCCACCAGCUGGAGGAGAACCACGAGUACCUCUACAAAGACGAGGUGGACGACGACCUCGUGUGUCACAUCUGCCUGCAGGCGCUCAUCAGGCCGCUGGACACGCCCUGCGGACACACCUACUGCCAGGAGUGCCUCACCAGCUUCCUGCUGGAGAGCGACUUCUGCCCCGUGUGCCGCGCGCCCCUCAUGCUGCAGAGCUGCAGGAAGCCCAGCCUGCUGGUGCACAAGCUGCUGGACAAGCUGCCUGUGGCUUGCCCCUUCACUGACCAUUGUACUGAAGUUCUGGCCCGCGGCGAACUGGAAGACCACAUCAAGAGCAGGUGUAAAGGGGCAUCUCACUAUGGGCUCUCGGCGGACAGGAAGCGGCGCUCGCAGGAGGGCGAGUGCACCGACAGCACGUCAGAACUCACCAUCGCCACGCUGCCCAACGACAGCCCCACCUCCGCCGCCGUGGCCCUCCUGUCGGACGAGCCGGGGCUGGUCAACCCCGCCUUCGACCCCAGCAUGGAGGACAACAGCCAAUCAGGGAGCACGACCAGCCUGGCCGCACGCAGCAGCACCAAGAAGAUCAGAAACUUUGACCGGUCCUCGGUGAGGAGCCGCUCCUUCAGGAGGUUGAACCGGGCGUUCAGCGUCCUGCGGAGGACCAAGAGCGGCAACGCCGUGAGCCACGAGACGUCCGAGGAGAGAGACAACGCCAGGAACUCCACUGUGCCGCAGGAAGUGCUGGCUCUUCCUCAGCUCCAUCACCUGAUCCCUGACGGGGAACUCACCAGUAUUAAGAUCACACGGGUGGAAGCCUCAGAACCGCUGGCCAUCAGCAUCGUCGGCGGCAACGAGACCCCCUUGGUUCGCAUCCUCAUCCAGGACAUCUACAGGGAAGGUGUCAUUGCACGGGACGGACGCCUGCUGCCGGGGGACAUGAUCCUGAAGGUGAACGGCAUCGACAUCAGCAACGUCCCCCACUGCUACGCCAUGGCAACCCUCAAACAGCCGUGCCAACUCCUGCGACUAACCGUGCUCAGAGAACAGCGCCACCGCUACCGCUCGCACUCGCACAGCCACCCGCACGGCCACGGGCACGGCCACGACGGCGCGGGGGGCCACCCGUCGCACGGCCUUCCCCACCACCCCCUGAGGGACGACAGCAUCCACGUGGUCCUGAAUAAAAGCGCCCCAGAGGAGCAGCUGGGCAUUAAGCUGGUGAGGCGGCCGGAGGAACACGGGGUCUAUAUCUUCCACCUGCUGGAGGGCGGCCUGGCCGCUCGGGACGGACAGCUGUGUGUCGGAGACCGCGUGCUGGCCAUCAACGGACACGAUCUACGUUAUGGAGCACCAGAACACGCCGCCCUGCUCAUCCAGGCGAGCGAGGAGCGUGUCCACUUCAUAGUGUCUCGUCAGAUCUGCCUGCCUACGCCAGACAUCUUACAAGAGGCUCCGUGGGGCAUGGACGGCCCCCCACCUUAUUCCCCGGUGGAUAUAGAGCAAACACUGCUGGACUCGUGUCAGAAGCCAGCGUGCUACGAGAAGACGGUUACUCUGACCAAGGAACCCUACGACUCCCUGGGCAUGACGGUGGCGGGGGGCAUGUCCAGCCGAGGGUGGGACCUCCCCAUCUACGUCACAAACGUGGACGCUGACGGAGUGGUGGGACAGGAGGGCUCCAUCCGCAAAGGUGACAUCUUGCUAAACGUGAACGGGGUGGACUUGACGGGGGUGACGCGAGGCGAGGCCGUGGCCAACUUGAAAAACACCUCCUCUCCCGUUGUGCUCAAGGUCCUGGAGAUGCGUCCGCCCGACGAAAGCCUGCAAGAGUGCACGCCGCCGCCCUGCCUCACCCCCUCCCCCACAGACAGCAACAAGAGUCCACUGCCCAACGACGAUUACUCCCCACUGUGGGUGUCAUGGCUGCAGCUACCCAGGCAUCUGUACUGCUGCAAAGACAUCGUCCUGAGGCGGAGCACUUCGGGCAGCCUGGGCUUCAGCAUCGUGGGGGGUCAGGAGGAGGUCAACUGCAAUCAGUCUUUUUUUAUCCGCUCUAUCGUGGAGGGGACGCCGGCCUACAACGAUGGCAGGAUAAGGUGUGGGGACAUUCUGCUCGAGGUGAACGGGAAGAGCACGUGGGGGAUGACCCACACGGCACUGGUGCGCCUUCUGAAGGAGCUGCGGGGCAGAAUCACCCUGACCAUCGUCUCCUGGCCGGGCAGCCUGCUGUAGCAGCGCUCCGAGCCGGAGCGGGGAGCGCGGACGGUUGACCACCCUAAGCUUGCUGUGUGGGAGAAGCUUAGAAUAGUGCAGUAGCUGUAUGGAUGUCUCACUUCUGAUGGACAGCUGAGACUUUGCCAAGAGUUUGGAGAGGGACAAACAAAAGACUGGAUUGUUACCAGAGGUUAACUUGCCCCUCCGAGAAAGGCUGAACUGGGAGAAUCCAGGCCUGAGCCGCCUCUGACUGGGAUGUUGGGCGUUAUCUGUUGUUAUCUGGCACAGCAUCCUGUGAGUGGGAGGAGGGGGGGGUGGAUCGAGAGGAGACACAACACGUUGCCAAUUCCAGUAGUUAUAUAUUAGGGUAUGCGUUAAGUUGGACUCACAUUUCUUUACUGUAAAUGUUGGGUGUCUAAAAAAAGUACUGAUCCAAGCACUUGUAAUACGUUUGUUUUGUUUGUUUGUGGUAUGGCCUUUAAAUACAGGCUCCAUUCUGUUUGUACUGACGGUGGUUGUCAUCUUCAUCCGUUGACCUGAGGACACGUUGCCAAGUAGUCGUCUGUGUUGAGGUUCUUUUCUUUUAUUUCAGAAGCUAUGGCUAAAUUAUCAAACCACUGGCAAGAAAAAUAUAUAAAAAAAUAAAGGAUCAAUGUGUUCAUAACAUGUUAAAAUAAUAUUUAAUUAGGUGACAUUGUGGAGGCCUUACUAAUUUUCUUACUUUUAAGAAAAAAAACUGACUUGGUUUCUGUGUGUGGGUGGAUGGUCUGGGGCCCGUCUACUGUGGUUCUGUCUGUCACGCUUCGGCCUGUGUAGUAUAUCUGAUGGUAUAUUUGGUUUAAUGAUCAAUAAAGUCAUUGAAAAACA